GUGCUGUGCCGGCACGAGCGAUGGCGGCCAUCAGGAAGAAGCUGGUGAUCGUGGGAGACGGUGCCUGCGGAAAGACGUGUCUGCUGAUCGUGUUCAGCAAGGACCAGUUCCCCGAGGUCUACGUACCCACUGUGUUCGAGAACUACAUUGCCGACAUAGAGGUAGACGGGAAGCAGGUGGAGCUGGCCCUGUGGGACACGGCGGGACAGGAGGACUACGACAGGCUGCGGCCGCUCUCGUACCCGGACACAGAUGUUAUCCUCAUGUGCUUUUCUAUCGACAGCCCGGAUAGCCUCGAGAACAUCCCCGAGAAGUGGACGCCGGAGGUGAAGCACUUCUGCCCCAACGUGCCCAUCAUCCUGGUGGGGAACAAGAAGGACCUGCGGAACGACGAGCACACGCGGCGGGAGCUGGCGAAGAUGAAGCAGGAGCCGGUGAAGCCAGAGGAGGGGAGGGACAUGGCCAACAGGAUCAAUGCCUUCGGCUACCUCGAGUGCUCGGCCAAGACGAAGGAGGGCGUGCGGGAGGUCUUUGAGAUGGCCACGCGCGCAGGCCUGCAGGUCCGGAAGAACAAGAAGCGCAGAGGCUGCCCGCUGCUGUGAGCGGCCCGGCGGGUCCG
Molecule: messenger RNA, 619 nt
Organism: Charadrius vociferus (killdeer)
Lineage: Eukaryota; Metazoa; Chordata; Aves; Charadriiformes; Charadriidae
Gene: RHOC
Product: ras homolog family member C
Exons: 6
Coding region: 21-602 (193 amino acids)
Biological process (GO): small GTPase-mediated signal transduction
Cellular component (GO): neuron projection
Molecular function (GO): GTP binding; GTPase activity
Source: RefSeq, a predicted model, not a curated record